This is a messenger RNA of Trichosurus vulpecula (common brushtail), 657 nucleotides long. RefSeq names its product cathepsin V (gene CTSV). The record is from RefSeq and is a predicted model, not a curated record. Gene Ontology annotation, biological process: immune response. NCBI's taxonomy places the organism in Eukaryota, Metazoa, Chordata, Mammalia, Diprotodontia, Phalangeridae. Gene Ontology annotation, cellular component: lysosome. Gene Ontology annotation, molecular function: cysteine-type endopeptidase activity.
UAUCCUGAAUCUUUAGACUGGAGAGAUAAAGGCUAUGUAACUCCUGUUAAGGAUGAGUAUGGGUGUGGUUCUUGCUGGGCAUGUGCCGUUGGUUCCCUGGAAGGCCAGUAGUUCCAUAAGACAGGCAAACUUAUUUCACUUUGUGAACAGAAUUUGGUUGACUGCUCUUGGGGUCAGGGCAACUAUGGUUGUAAUGGUGGCUUCAUCGAUAGUGCCUUUGAAUAUGUGAAGAAAAAUGGAGGCAUUGAUACAGAGGAAUCCUAUCCUUAUGUUGGAAAGGAUGGCAAACGUCUGUACCAGCCAGAAACCACCAUUGCUAAUGUCAUUGGAUGUGUGGAUCUCCCAUCAGGGCAGGAAAGCACUCUCACAAAGACCGUGGCGACCGUAGGGCCCAUCUCUGUUGCUAUUGAUGCAACACAUUUUUCCUUCAUGUUCUACGAGUCUGGUGUUUCUUAAGAACCUGAAUGCAAUAGUCAAAAUCCAGAUCAUGGAGUGCUGGCUGUGGGCUAUGGUGCUGAUGAAGAGACUGAAGAGAAAUACAGAAUUGUAAAGAACAGCCAUGGUGAGGAUUGGGGUGAAAGUGGGUACAUUUUUAUGCCCAGGGACCAGAAUAACUACUGUAGAAUAGCAACACAAGCCAGCUAUCCUGAAGUAUGA